Messenger RNA from Drosophila virilis, 1912 nucleotides. RefSeq names its product Porphobilinogen synthase (gene Pbgs). Gene Ontology annotation, biological process: heme biosynthetic process. The record is from RefSeq and is a predicted model, not a curated record. NCBI's taxonomy places the organism in Eukaryota, Metazoa, Arthropoda, Insecta, Diptera, Drosophilidae. Gene Ontology annotation, cellular component: cytosol. Gene Ontology annotation, molecular function: zinc ion binding; porphobilinogen synthase activity.
GCUCAAAUAAAAUAGAAAGCAAAUUUCGUUUGCGAAACGAAGACAGCAGUUGCGGAACUAAUUGAGCAAAAAAUGGAUCGAAAACUGCACAGCGGUAUACAUCAUCCUACGCUGCGGCUGCUGCAGGAGUCUGGCUGUGAAAUAGUGCCACACAACCUGAUGUAUCCUGUCUUCAUAAUCAGCAACGACGAUGAGGAACAACCCAUUUCGAGCAUGCCGGGCAUAUCACGCUACGGCGUGAACCGAUUACGCGAGCACUUGGAGCCCCUGCUCGAAAAGGGUUUGGCGUCGGUGUUGCUCUUUGGCGUGAUAGAGUGCGACCUCAAGGAUGAGCUGGCCUCCCAUGCGGACUCGUCGCUGAAUCCUGUGGUCCAGGCAUUGCCCAAGCUGCGCAAAUGGUUUCCAGAUUUGCUCAUAGCCUGUGACGUGUGCAUCUGUCCGUAUGCCUCGCACGGCCACUGCGGCCUUCUGUCCGACAAUGGCCUGGAGAAUGCGCAGAGCAUCAAGCGGAUAGCCAACAUUGCGGUGGCCUAUGGCAAAGCUGGCGCUCACAUUGUGGCCCCCUCGGACAUGAUGGACAACCGCGUGCGAGCGAUUAAACAGGCGCUGAUUGACGCCAAUCUGAACAGCGUUUCACUGCUGGCCUACUCGGCGAAGUUUGCGUCCAACUUCUAUGGCCCCUUCAGAGAGGCAGCACAGUCGGCGCCAGCUUUCGGAGAUCGUCGCUGCUAUCAGCUGCCCAGUGGGUCGCGCAAUCUGGCCAUGCGGGCGGUUCAGCGUGAUGUCAGCGAAGGCGCCGACAUGCUCAUGGUAAAGCCCGGCAUGCCCUACCUGGACAUCUUGCGCCAGACCAAGGACACAUAUCCAUACCACACCCUGUACGUUUAUCAGGUGUCUGGCGAGUAUGCCAUGCUAUAUCAUGCUUCCCAGGCGGGCGCCUUUCCAUUGCGCGAAGCGGUGCUGGAGUCAAUGAAGGGCUUCAAACGUGCCGGUGCCGAUUGCAUUAUAACCUAUUUUACGCCCUAUCUUCUGGAUAUAAUCAGCAAAUCGGCGUAACACGGCAACAGGACAAUACGAAAUGUGGCUCUCUCUUGGCGUUCAAGUGUACUUAGACAACCUCAAAGAAACAAUCUAGUUUUAAGUCGAAAGCGUGCAAAUAUUAGUAUAGUUACAAUUUAAAUAUUUGUUUGUCCCAUAAGAGAAAUAUUGGCAAUUCAUGCCCACGGUUCCAUUUCCCAUUCACUGCUUUAUAUAUAUAUAUAUAUAUUUAUAUUUAUAUAUAGUUGUAUUCAAUUGUCAUUCAAUAUGCUUAUCAGCCCAACCGAUUUGGAAGGCAAAUGUGUUCAGCCCCAUUUCGAUUGCGUCACAAAACGUUUCCAACUUUGGCAUUUCAAUUACCGAAAAGCCAAAGCGCACAAUCAGCAUGACAAGUUCCAGGUACAUUUGCUACAGUGAUCGCUAGCAAAUUAGAACUUUCACAUAUUAGCUGUUUCCUAUUAGAUUCUUAAAUUUACUUAUAUUUUGGUAAACAUUUUUAUUGAUUUAUGUUAUUAAAAGACUUUUAAAUAUGCAUAAAGUGUUCAUACUUUUAUAAUUGGUUCAUUAAUGAUUUUAAUCGAAAGCUUCCCUUGGCGUUCUCCUACGCGAGUGACUACUGUAUUUAGAACUUGAGCGCUAUGAAUAUUGAUUUCAUUUUUAGGUGAAACAAUGUCCAAGGCGCAUGUAAACCUUAUUUAGCAUUUGAAUGUUCACACUUUAAUUAAAUAUACAAAUUGUUUUGGUUUGCAUUAGAGUGACAAUGAAAUUGGCCUAAAUCUUAGGUGCUAAACUUAAUCGUGUAUUAAGUGGUGCAAUAUUUAGUCUUGGAAUGUGAUGCAGAAUCACAAAAUAAAGUGCAUUUAAGUACACGAAA